Molecule: messenger RNA, 4409 nt
Organism: Labrus mixtus (cuckoo wrasse)
Lineage: Eukaryota; Metazoa; Chordata; Actinopteri; Labriformes; Labridae
Gene: cacng2a
Product: calcium channel, voltage-dependent, gamma subunit 2a
Exons: 4
Coding region: 1917-2903 (328 amino acids)
Biological process (GO): postsynaptic neurotransmitter receptor diffusion trapping; neurotransmitter receptor internalization; regulation of AMPA receptor activity
Cellular component (GO): postsynaptic density membrane; voltage-gated calcium channel complex; AMPA glutamate receptor complex
Molecular function (GO): voltage-gated calcium channel activity; channel regulator activity
Source: RefSeq, a predicted model, not a curated record
AAUAUCUUUCCGGCAACGAGCCUCCAUUGCUGCAGUACGCACACACAUUAAGCACGCACACACUGUGGGCCUUCAAAAACGUCACCAACAAAAAAAAAAAAAAAAAAAAAAAAAAAGACAGAAGCAGAAGAAGAAAAAGAAGAAGAAGGAAAAACUAGCCCGCAGAAUUAAAGGCAGCCUUGUGUGUGCACUGACAGAGACGCCAACCUGAAUGUAUUGAACGCACACUGACAUCGUGACAACACCAGCUCAGUGUGUGGACCUGUGCAAGUCGCUCUCCUGAUUGUGUAAUAUUUUUUUUUUUUCCUGCUUCUUCCUGCAAGAUCUGCAGCCGAGAGCGCAAGAAGAAGCAGCAGCAGCAGCGGCAGAAGGAGAAGAAGAAGAAGAAGAAGAAGAAGAAGAAGAAGAGGAGGAGGAGGGGAAAACAAGGGGGGGAUUGCAACAUUCAUCAGAUUUAUUUUUUUCUUCCAAUUACAUGGCGCAAGGGCUAUACAAACGGGACCGUCCAAGGUGCGAUACUGCCACGGUGCGUUUGGAUAUUCAAGCGGCGGCGUCCUCCUCCUCCACCCGCGGAAGAAACGUCCUCGACUGCGGCGGCGCCCACACCGACUCCUCGUCCUCCCUCCGCCGGCUCCAUGUCGAGUGAUGGUCGGCGUGCCUUGCUGGAUGCUCCCCGCUCUCUCCGGAUCGUCGACGACCGAACCUCCUCUGACCGCAGACCCCCAUUUUCGGCGGAAACCCUCCCAGAGCUAUAGGGCUACAUAUGGAAACUGGGGAUCAAAAUUUUAGGAAAAAGGCAAAUCUACGCGGUUGAUUUUUUCUUUCUUUUUUUUAAAAAAAGCUUUUUAUCGGUUUCUAGCUCGUUGUUUAGUUCUCCAAUGCUAACUAAAUGAAUUUAUGUGUUUGAUUUCAUCAUUCCAACGUGUGUAGGGUUGAUUUGCUCUUAUAUUUUCCUCUAAACCUCCACAUUAGGGUCGACAUAAACAACCCCCGAGAGUUGCUUUUAUUUCCUCUCGAGAGACUCAAAUUCGUCCAUUUUUAAAAAAAAAACCAAAAAACUCUUUUUAUUUCCAAUAAUAUGAUAGAUUCCCCCUGCUGUUUCCCUCCACUGUUUGUUAUCUCCUCGCUGUUUUCUAUCUCGGCAGACAAAACACAUUAGAAUAAUAUAUUCGCCUUUAGGAAAGCUUUUUUUUUUUUGGUAUAGUCCUAGUUAUAACUCUGAUACUUACACGUUAAACGCAAUGCUAUAACCUCUGACUAAAGUAACUGUAACUCACUGUAACAGACGUAUUGAACUGUUGUACUGUAAGCCUACCAUUACUCUGUAACACAGCACCCCCCCACCCCCCUACCCCCCUCCUCUCUCUGCCGUCUCGGUGCUCCAUUUGAGCUCAUGUUAAUGAAGUUCUGUGCUCGGCUGUAACCUUUAAAGUCAACAAACAGGUUGUCUGCUCUUUUCUUCUGCAGGCUUGUGCAGCAUAAACCUUCACUUUGGUUUAUCUCACGUCCGUUUCCAGGCGAAAGGCUUUAGGGCACAAUUAAUCCUUCCUCGCUCAGUGUUAUUAUCCACGUUUUGAGCUUCAUUUGCUGCUAUAUGUGCAGCUGAGGGCCUCUUGGGGCUCCAUCACCCUGUGCACUUUCCAGUUUCUCAUCUUUUUCUGGGGAACAAACAAUAAGAACAAACAGAGAGGGGAGACUUUACUGUCUCUUCCUCUCUUAAAAAAAAAAAAAAGCAGUCCUCAGUUUUCUCUUGUUUUGGUCCUCACCCAAACGCAACCAUAAGGUUCCUACCGCAUCCUCCGCCUCCUUCCCUCUCCUUCCGCACGAGUAUAUCCCGGUUUUUCGGUUUGGUUUGGUCCCGGAAAUUUUCAAAUAUUUACUUCCUGUACAUCAAGAGGAAAGGGGGUCCCCCUUUCAUGGAAUGCGGAAACAUGGGUCUGUUCGACCGCGGAGUCCAGAUGCUGCUGACCACGGUGGGAGCCUUCGCGGCCUUCAGCCUCAUGACCAUCGCGGUCGGCACGGACUACUGGCUGUACUCCCGCGGGGUCUGCAGGUCCAAGUCCAUGAGCGACAACGAGACCAGCAAGAAGAACGAGGAGGUGAUGACCCACUCGGGCCUGUGGAGGACGUGCUGCCUGGAAGGAAACUUCAAAGGAAUGUGCAAACAGAUAGACCAUUUUCCCGAGGACACACAUUACGAAGCGGACCCGUCUGAGUACUUCUUACGUGCGGUGCGAGCCUCCAGCAUCUUCCCCAUCCUCAGUGUCAUCCUGCUCUUCAUGGGAGGCCUGUGUAUAGCUGCCAGUGAGUUUUAUAAGUCACGUCACAACAUCAUCCUCAGCGCGGGAAUCUUCUUUGUGUCUGCAGGCCUGAGCAACAUCAUCGGGAUCAUCGUGUACAUAUCAGCCAACGCGGGGGACCCUUCAAAAAGCGACUCGAAGAAGAACAGCUACUCUUACGGCUGGUCCUUCUACUUCGGCGCCCUCUCCUUCAUCAUGGCUGAGAUGGUGGGCGUCUUGGCCGUGCACAUGUUCAUCGACCGCCAUCGACAGCUUCGAAUAGGGGCACGUGCAGCCGACUACCUCCAAGGCUCAGCCAUCACGCGAAUCCCCAGCUACCGCUACCGCUACAGGCGCCGCUCGCGCUCCUCCUCCCGCUCCACGGACCCAUCGCACUCCCGCGACACCUCGCCGGUGGGCCUGAAGGGCUUCAGUGCGCUGCCAUCCACAGAGAUCUCAAUGUACACGCUUCCCAGGGACACACUCAAGUCCUCCGGUACGCCCACCGCCACCUACAACUCUGAGAGGGACCACAACUUCCUGCAAGUCCACAACUGCAUCCAGAAGGAUCUGAAAGACUCGAGUCACACCAACACAGCAAACCGCCGCACAACGCCGGUAUGAGGGAGUCGACACAGGCCAGGCAAGCCCGGCGGAGAGCAGAGACCAGGAGACACGGGAACCCCUGUGGGUGCAGUACGCCCCAGAAGAUGGAUUUCCAUGUUUAUAGACAUUUGUUCUUUUUGUUCAGCUGCAUGACUUUUCCAUUACCAUUGCUGAGAGAGUUUCAACAGGUCUGCUGUGUUCCUGGAUUGAAUGGCAGAACAGUGAGAGCGGGUCAGGUUGUCCCGAGAGAGUGAGAUCUGUAUCUUUUUUGCGCAGGUUUGUUUAUGAGGUAUGGGGCUUUGAUAAAGGAGGGUGGGAGGGGGAUGGGCAUUUAUGAGAUACAGAAUCAAUUUCAUGAUUUCAUAGCCCUUUGGUUUGACAGUUUUGCCCAACACAUUUGGUUGGAGUAACAGGUCGAGCUCCCCCUCAGCCAGCCCACCGCUCAGAUAUACACCUCCUGUAUUUAUUGACUUAUUUGUUCAAUUUUGCAUUAAAACUGUGAAUUGUUACAGCUUGGGAUUCAGUAAGAAUUAGCCCAAUCUGUAAUCUCUAACAAAGGUACUAUAUAUAUGUAUUACUUUUAUAAAUAAAUUAUUACAUUAAUAAUCAAGAGUGACAAACUUUACCGAAGCAAAAAAGACAAAAAAACAAAGUAACUAAACCAAGUGCUGUUGCUGAGAUAAGAAAAGACUCUUUUGGUAUCUAUUUAUUUGAAGGUGGAGUACAAGAGAAGGUGCUUUAGGUUGCAGCAGUACACAGUGACUGGUGCCACUAGAGGCUGAGGCAAACAGUCAGCAGUAGAAUAAUAUUUUUUCUUUUAAUAGAACCUUCUCGACUUUUUCUUAGUCACUGUUCACUUUCUUUUUUGGGAGGGAGUCGUAACAGGAGAGUUGAACCCCUUAACAGAAAGAGCCAACUUAAAGGGUUCAAAAUGUAACUACGCAAAGACUCCGAACACGACUUCUACAAAAAGGAAGGAGCAGAGGGAAAGGAAAAGAAGAGGACGCCAAAAGCAAAAAUAAAAACAUGUUAAAUAUAAAAUAGUACAAGAGAAGCUAAGUGACUCACAAUUUCAGAAAUUAAAUGCAUGCUAUUAAAUUACAGCAAAUCUGCUCUUGAGAAACUUAAGUUUUAAAGGUUAAUUAUUAUAAGGGGAAAAAAGCAAUGAUGCUAAACUUUAAAGUAUUAAUGUUUUCAUGUGUUAUUUUCUUACAUUUUCUUUUUUAUUUAUUUAGUUCAUUUUAACUUCUUGCUUUUGUGAGACAAACCAAACCGUCUACAUUGAACAAAACUGCUUUUUUAAAAGGUUUGGUUGAUUUCUUUAAAAAAAAUAUAUAAAUAUGUGUAUGUAUGUAAUUUAUUUUUAAAACUCACACAGCCUUAGUCAUUACUUUUUUCUUUUGAUUUUUAAUGUGUUGUUCAAAUUGAAAAUGAAAUCUUAAAAGGUGCCAAAACCGAAUGAUCCUAUACUUGGAUGCAUCAAGUCCUGAUGAAUAAAAAACAAACCCUAGGGGGAACAAAUCA